This is a messenger RNA of Ochlerotatus camptorhynchus, 871 nucleotides long. It is a transcript of the gene CIAPIN1, whose product is annotated as cytokine induced apoptosis inhibitor 1. Gene Ontology annotation, molecular function: iron-sulfur cluster binding. Gene Ontology annotation, biological process: iron-sulfur cluster assembly. The record is from RefSeq and is a predicted model, not a curated record. Gene Ontology annotation, cellular component: cytoplasm. The transcript has 5 exons. The coding region runs from base 53 to 814 and encodes 253 amino acids. NCBI's taxonomy places the organism in Eukaryota, Metazoa, Arthropoda, Insecta, Diptera, Culicidae.
AGUUCGCAGUUAAUUAUUUUAAUCAUUCUAUCAAUUUUCUGUUCGUGAAAUCAUGAAUUUUGUGCAGGAAAAUAGUAACGUAUUAUACAUUUGGAGUGGAACUAUUAGUGCCGACGUAGAACAGGAAGUAAACCAACUGAAAACCGUUCCCAAUGUCACGGUCAACGUAGAAAAUGCUGAUCGUGUUCAACUUGCGGGUUACGGCCAGUCCCAGUUUGACGUAAUUCUAGCGAAUGUUGCUUCCGGUAGUGCAGAAGUGGCCUCACAUUUGCUCAAGCUGGUGAAGCCAAAGGGAAAGGUAGUCUUCAAAGAUGACUCAGCCAAUACCGAUGUGACCCGUUCCAAUUUGCUGCUGUCUGGCUUUAUCAACAUAGCAUCACUGGAGGGCAAUGUUUUUGUCGCAGAAAAGCCAAACUACGAAAUUGGAUCGGCGGCAAAGCUUUCGUUGGCAGGAAACAAAGCCAAGGCAGCCGCGGUUUGGAAGCUAGAUGUCGAUGAUGAAGAUGAACGCAUCGAUGCCGACGAGCUUCUGGACGAAGAAGACAAGGUGAAACCAUCGGCUGAGUCCUUGAGAGUGUGUGGUACGACCGGUAAGCGCAAAGCUUGUAAAGAUUGCUCAUGUGGUCUUGCCGAGGAACUUGAGUCGGAAACUAAAGGUGCAACCAUGCAGAACAGUGAAUCAAAAUCAUCGUGUGGAAGCUGCUACCUGGGAGAUGCAUUCCGUUGCGCCACAUGUCCCUAUCUUGGAAUGCCUGCGUUCAGACCAGGCGAAAAGAUUCAGCUGUCGGAUACACAAAUGCGGGCUGACGUCUAAUUGAUUUUCCAUGUAUUUUGUUAUCCGUUUAUAAAGAAAGAAGAAGAAAAUUCCAAU